GUUUCCUCGUUCUUGUCGCGACGACGUCUGCCGGUUGCAGCCCUGGUCUCUCUUUUUUUAUGCAGGCACACCCAUAAAGAACAAUGCUUACUCUCUUGGUGUCGAAUGUCCCAAAAUGUUCUCUUUUUUUGCCUCAGUGCCGUUUUCUUCGCCACUUACAUCGCCCUGGCUUGCUGCGAGAGCGUGCGUCGCAAGUACCCCGGCAACUUCAUCGCCCUCGGUGUCUUUACUGUGGCUCUCUCCUACAUGGCCGGCACGCUGUCCGCAAUGUACACCAUCAACUCCGUCCUCGUGUGUUUACUCAUCACCUGCGCAGUCUGCCUCUCCGUCACAAUCGCGGCCAUCUGCUGCCCCUGUGACAUCACCAAGUGCCAGGCAGUGAUCGCCUUCCUGAGCAUCCUCCUCUUCAUCUUCGGCAUCGCCGUCAUGAUCACCUACUUGGUCGCUGGGUACAACGAGUAUCUAGCCUUCGAUACGCAGAUGAUCAUGGGCGGGCGCAAGUACGAGCUCUCACCGGAGGAGUACAUCUAUGGCGCACUGCAGCUCUACGUCGACAUCGUCAACCUCUUCAUGAUUUUCCUCUCACUCUUCGGUGUGGCGAGCAGCGACUAA
Molecule: messenger RNA, 612 nt
Organism: Mesocestoides corti
Lineage: Eukaryota; Metazoa; Platyhelminthes; Cestoda; Cyclophyllidea; Mesocestoididae
Source: the annotation of a GenBank genome assembly